Molecule: messenger RNA, 1552 nt
Organism: Sebastes umbrosus (honeycomb rockfish)
Lineage: Eukaryota; Metazoa; Chordata; Actinopteri; Perciformes; Sebastidae
Product: calcium and integrin-binding family member 2-like
Exons: 6
Coding region: 258-821 (187 amino acids)
Molecular function (GO): calcium ion binding
Source: RefSeq, a predicted model, not a curated record
AUCAUCAUCAUCACCUCAUCCUCCUCUUCCUCUGCAGCUGAAACGGAGGCUGAGACCUGGACCUGGACCCAGAGUGUGUGGAUGUGGACCAGCUGCUGGACCGGACCAUGAUGAUGAUGAAUAAGAUGAUGAAGAUGAUGAUGAUGCUGAUGAUGAUGAAGAUGAUGAUGAUGAAGAUGUGGUUCUGAAUGGAUGUGAGCGGACCAGAGAGCCUCCAGUGUGAUGCAGCUGUGUGAUGGGAGAGGCAGCCGAGCAGGAUGGGCAACAAGCAGACAACCUUCACCGACGAGCAGCUGGAGGCGUUUCAGGACUGCACCUUCUUCACCAGGAAAGAGAUCCUGCGGUUACACGGCAGAUAUCGUGAGCUGGCGCCUCAUUUAGUGCCGCUGGAUUACACCAACAGCCCCGACAUCAAGGUUCCUCAGAGCCUCAUCGUCACCAUGCCGGAGCUGAAGGAGAACCCGUUCAGAGACAGAAUCGUGGAGACGUUCUCCGAGGACGGACGGGGGAACCUCAGCUUCAACGACUUCGUCGACCUGUUUUCUGCACUUUGUGAAACUUCACCCAGAGAGCUCAAGACCAUCUACGCCUUCAAGAUCUACGACUUUAACAGGGACAGCUUCAUCUGUAAGGAGGACCUGAGGAAGACCCUGAACAAGCUGACCAAAGGAGAGCUGACCCCCGAGGAGGUCACGCUGGUCUGCGACAAAUCCAUCGAGGAGGCCGACCUCGACGGCGACAGCAAGCUCUCCUUCUCCGACUUCGAGAACAUGGUCUCCAAGGCGCCCGACUUCCUGAGUAACUUCCACGUACGAAUAUGAGAUCCUGCAGAGGACAGACGUCUCACUCCGACUCCGCUUCCCGAUCCUGCCGGUCUUCACCCUCCCACCCGGACCUCAGACCCACCUCGACUCAGUGCCUGUCCUUUCUACCACCGGCGGAGGAGAGUCUUCUUCUUCUUCUUCUUCUUCUUCUCCAGCAGAACCUGAGACCCGACCCGAGUCUGGUCUGGACUCACCGAAACGAAGCACAGGCGUUUUCUGCCAACUUAGCAUCUCAAAGACAAAGAGUUGUUACUGCAUGAACUCUUCCUCUGUAGCGAGUUAUAAACAGACGAGGAGCGACAAACCAAGACGGGGCUAAUUUUAUACCAAGAGAGCGUCUCUGCAGCAGCUGUGAUGUCUCCGCCGGACACUUUUGGAGACGCUGCAGAGGACACAGGGCUUUUCUGACUUCAGUGCUUUGCAGGAAGGCCUCAUCCAACCGACUGGGAUCUUUAAAAACAAAGCACAGUUUAAAGGGCAAAACAGUGAAGAGCUAUGCAAUCUUUCUCCAUGACGUGCAUGUUGUAAAUUGCUUCUAGCUGUGGUUGGUUUGUUCUCCUGGUAUCGUGACACGUUCUGGUGCAUAAUGACAAUCAUAGUAAACUGUAGUUCAGUUGAUGGAAGGGCUCUCUGUCAUCUCACCUGAUCUAACCUCUCUCCUGCCGAUAGAACAGCUUUCAGUCGUUUUUCUGGCUAGAAUCAAAAUAAAAGAUUCUCCUGUUGCUGCU